Ooceraea biroi (clonal raider ant) is the source of this 1332-nucleotide messenger RNA. RefSeq lists its product as uncharacterized. NCBI's taxonomy places the organism in Eukaryota, Metazoa, Arthropoda, Insecta, Hymenoptera, Formicidae. The record is from RefSeq and is a predicted model, not a curated record.
GCAGUAAUUACAACCAAUGACGAGCAUGUCUUGGAAAUAUCUUACACCUGGAUCUCUUGCCACCAGUGGAAUAUACUCACAGGCAGAUCUUGACAAGAUCAGAGAUCAUAUAAUGUUUCCUGCCGAGAAACCAGCUUUACUCAAUACCAUGGCUCGAGGGAUCACUGGCCACGUCAUACCUGACGACACCAUGUCCAUAUACAAUUUACUGGACGAGGCAUCGCUCAACAAAAUUGCAGAGUCUACUGCACAUCGAAUCUGGGGUGGAUUUAUCACCUUUGGAUCAGCCACCGCUGGAGUGUUUGGCAUAUUAUUGGUAGUACGCUUGGUCAAGUUAACCGUUGACACCAUGAUUCACGGUUACGCUCUUCACUCUGCCUACGGAUGCAGCCUUUAUGUGUUAGGAGCUAUAUGGAGCUCCCUAACCCACUUGUUACUCUACCUGGCCAGAAGCACGCCAAACGCAAUCAUGCUGAUGGACGGGAAGAUCCUGAAGAACGACGAUCAUCAGGACACAUGGAACCAGUUUCAUUACAACCUUCAAGUCCACUGGACGAAUCCAGUAAUCAAGCAACCGCACCGCAGGUAACUACUAUCGAAAGCAUUGUAUACAAGGACUUACAAAAACGGUUGCAUGAAACUUAGAACCAUUUCCUACGAACCCAUCGGAAAUGUUCUUAAAUAAGGGGGGGAUGUGACAUCCUGCGAUGUCCAAUAACAUUAAAAAUUGUAUUUUUUGCUUAUUCAACACAUUUAUGAAUUAAUCGCUAGAAUUACGGUAUAAACUACCAAUAUAUUGGUAAUAUUAUAACUUACCAUUGACACUUAUCGUCAACCAAAGUACAUCAUAAGUUGUUACCGACAAUGUAUAACCAUAUAAGACAGGUUACCGGCAAACGCAUAUUCACUACUUAACCAAUUACCGACCUUUGAUAGGUACCAACUAUUAUAUCGAACAUAUUAUUAUUUUAUUUUAUUAAUGUUGCUAAUCAAUAGUUAAGAGGGAAAAAGGAAAAAUCCAAAAAACACAUAAACAAGUAAAACCAAUACAAUAUACUAAAUUUAGAAUUAUAGUUAUUACCUAAGUUACGUAGUGCCUUUUAUGAACGGGAAGAGAUACUUAUAUAUAUAUAAAAGAAUGAAAAAACCAUAAAAACAUUGCAUAAAAACGGAAAUCCACUAAAAAGCCAUUAUAAUAAGUUUUAAUACUGUAAUUGUAGUAAUUCUUGGAUAUUUCAUAACGUUAGCUGUUAGACAUACUAUAUACAUAUAAAUAAUUUAGGGCGUCCUUAUAACUAUAUAUUUUAUGUACACUGUUACAUUAAGGAGAUC